CUUUAUCCACGGGUUUAUCUACGCUCCUUCAAAUCCUAUCUACGUUCUGCUUCGCUAUUGACAAUGACGGAUCAGAAACCCAACUUGGACUUGCCGUUUCUGCUAAAUAACGCCCAGCCGUUGGCGUUCCCACAGAACAUGGUCCAGAGCCCACCAAACCGCCAAACUCCUAGAAUGGCGCUCUCUGUGACCAUUCCGCCAUCAGAUAACCUUGUAGAGGAAGCGGUGGAGGCGCUGAAGACGCCAGAGCGCCAGGGACGUUACGCGGACCUUUCUUCGCUACCGACGCCAAUUGUGGCCUCAGAAAAUGCCUUCGGCUCGUUUACCUCACCAAAGGCCACCGAAUCUUCGUAUGUGCAGCAACAGCGCAGCCCACCAGUGUACUCGCAGGGCGCCUUGCACAUCCCCAAAUACCGUAAACUGAAACAAGGACAGACGAUCACUAGCAACGACACCAGCCACUCAAACAGCGUCAACUCGCGGAUUUUGUCAGAGUACAGGCCGCGGGAUAUUGGUUACACUGUGACGUCGCCACAGCAUCGAAAUUUCUCCGUUUCGGGCAUUCCUGAGCUCGAGGGCGGUCUCAAGGAGGCCAGUCACAUCGAACCCCCCAGGGAGGUUCUAGGUAAUGGAGAGACAUUUGCUGCGAAAGACAGACAGCAGGUCGAACACAGAUGGAGGACGAAGGAAGAGCUCGGCCAAGGAAGCUUCUCCAAGGUGGUUCUUGGCGAAGACAUGGCGCUGGGAGCGCUUGCGGCGAUCAAAAUCACAAAGUACCCGGCGGCAAAGCACUUGCGGCUUGAGUUUGAGAACAGCAUCAACCUAGAGAUUGCCACGUUGCGCCACGUGUGCCACCCGAACAUCAUUCAGUUACUUGGGACCUCCAACACUGACGAGGAGAAUAUCAUGGUCUUGCCCUACUGUUCCGGGGGCGACCUUUUCCACAUGACUAUCAACCACUACGCCGAGUAUACUCCCAUGUUUAUCCGGCGAAUUUUCGCCGAGCUCUCGUGCGGCGUCGCCUACCUCCACCAGAGCGGCUAUGUGCACCGCGACAUCAAGCUCGAGAACAUUCUCCUCAACUGCGCGUGGGAGGGGCUUGCGGAACGGCUUUACUCGAACUCUCCCCUCGUAACCAUCUCCGACUUUGGCCUAUCAAAGCACUAUUUGCCGGCCACAGACCCUCCAUUAACUACGCGCUGCGGGUCUGACGACUACGUCGCGCCUGAGAUCCUCAUGGGGGUCGAGUACGACGGAACGCUCACCGAUACUUGGUCGAUGGGGGUGGUGUUGUACGCCUUGCUCGAGAAUCGCUUACCCUUUGACCCGGUGGCAGGGACUAAUCCCACCUCCUCGUCCCGCCGGGCGCGCUCGCGGACCGCCCACCGCAUCGCUAGAAUUGAAUGGGACUGGAUGUUGCUCAAAAGCGAGGAUGGCGAGGAGACCGGAGCUGAAACGUCCAAUGCGACCAUGGCCGAAUUGGCGGAGGCGCACUUGAGGAACCACCUGUCGCUGGCAUAUGCAGAGGCAAAAUGGAUCGUCACGAACUGUCUUAUAAGAAAGGACAAGCGGUGGAGAAUUGGCGAUAUUCUCGCGGUGCCGUGGGUCCGUGGUGCUAUCCCGGACUACGAAAACUAAUGAACGGGGGAUAUAAUGAAGUUAUCUUUCCGAUAUGAAAUGUAUACUAAUGCUAAUGGGAUGGUUGUAGAGUUAAGCGUGAGUGAGCGCUUUGAAUGAUAUAAAGCAUCAUAUUUUAUAGGUAGGCCACGUACAAGCUAGAGAGCUGACUAAUAAAAUAACUUCGGUUUCGGC
Molecule: messenger RNA, 1812 nt
Organism: Babjeviella inositovora NRRL Y-12698
Lineage: Eukaryota; Fungi; Ascomycota; Pichiomycetes; Serinales
Product: serine/threonine protein kinase
Exons: 1
Coding region: 64-1638 (524 amino acids)
Biological process (GO): protein phosphorylation; intracellular signal transduction
Cellular component (GO): cell cortex
Molecular function (GO): protein serine/threonine kinase activity; ATP binding
Source: RefSeq, a predicted model, not a curated record